Molecule: messenger RNA, 270 nt
Organism: Haemonchus placei
Lineage: Eukaryota; Metazoa; Nematoda; Chromadorea; Rhabditida; Trichostrongylidae
Source: the annotation of a GenBank genome assembly
AUGAUUUUGCCCCUGAUCACGGAAUACUCAGCCGGUGGAAAGAAGCACUGGACGGAAUUGGAUGAGGAAUUCGGAAAACUAAGACCAGCAACAAGCGUUAACGGCAUCAAUUCUCGCUACAAGGUGAAGAAAUCGCUUAGUAGAACUAAAAAAGUUGUAAAUUCUGGUGAAACUCAAUAUCUGAAACCAGUUUCGCUCUGUCUAGCUGGUAGUUUUGACAAGGUGCCUGCCACAGCACACGUCUCAAGAAUAGCCAGCCGUUUUACUUGA